Molecule: messenger RNA, 3399 nt
Organism: Ordospora pajunii
Lineage: Eukaryota; Fungi; Microsporidia; Ordosporidae
Exons: 1
Coding region: 1-3399 (1132 amino acids)
Source: RefSeq, a predicted model, not a curated record
AUGCCUAUUGACUUUGUACGCUUAAAUGACUUGCGCACCGUCAAAUACGAGGAAGAAUACUGUACAUAUGCAGAAUACAUUGGGUCUGUGUCUCUGACGGUCAAGGACAAAAUGCUGUAUGAAAUGGCGUCUAUGCAUGCAAAUAACAUGCUGUGCAACCAGAAAGCCAAGGAGUUUAUGCAAAAAUGCAGCCUGGAUAACAUCAAGUGCUUUGCUGCAAUCUAUGGGUACGACGAGAGAUUGUGCAAGGCUGAUGCAAUCAGAAUAUUGAGAAGUAGAUACGAUACAGCAGAUAUGUAUGGCAAGGCCGCUGUGUUCCAGUGCAUCAGAAGACUCGCCUUCCAUCUUGAGUUUGGGCUUGUCAAGCAGAUAUGCAACGAGGAAUGUCUGAGCAUGAUUAUUGGAGAAUAUGCAUUCAAGAAUGGGAUUGAGGCUGACUUUAUUGACAGUGUCCGUGGAUUUGAGCCAUAUGUGUUUUUGGGAUAUACACAGCUUAACGGACUAUUGCUAGACACUUUUGAGCCGUGCUUUGCAAGGCUGAUAGGAAGGUGUGCUGAGAUACUUGAUGUUCUUGACUACUCAAACGAUCGAGUUGUUGAUGCAGUCAUGCGCAUACCUGGCAAGAAUGAAGCAUUUGUUUACAUAAUGGGUAAUGGGCUUGUUCAACGAGGGAUGCUGGUUGGCAUUGCAUGCAGGCUUGAGAUUGAUUGCACAGUGCUUGCUUGCAACGGGUUUUUUGAUAAUGUAAUGCAUGAAGACGGGGUGGAGUUUUUGAGAACAAGAUCGGCCAGUGAUGCAAUCAAGGUUGGAAUGGAGAGAUGCAGGAGUGAGAAGGUGUGCAGGAUGGUCUGUCAUGCAAUGAAAGGCAGGGAAUGCGAGUUUAUGUCACACAAGAAUGUGGUUGAUCUGCUGCUUGUGAUGGUGUAUCAUGACUGCAGGGUUGUGUUUGGAGACGAGUUGCAGCGAUUGCAGGAAUGUGCUGAGAAGCAGUUUUUGAUGUUGAGAGAAAGGCAGGCAGAUUGGAGAUGCAGUGUUGAUGUUGACAGAGCAACGGGCGAACUAAGAUUGGCAGGUGCAGAAAGAGGAGUGGCAAGAGAAGAUGUGGAAUGCACAUGCACAGAGAGCCAGAAUGAUCAGUGCAUAUGCAAUAGUGUACUUGGUGGAUUUGAAUUUCUGAAUAGGAAAAGCAUAAGCAAAAGGUGCAUGCAGCAGUAUAUUGACGAGAUAUGUAAAAGCGAUGGCACUGAGGAAUGCAUCGACAACCAAAGCUUCGUUAGAUAUGUGAGGAAAAGGCUCGGAUUUAGAUGCAUGGCUAAGAGUUGUGUGCAUCCGACGUUUGGGCAGAUUUUGCGUCUUCCAAAUGCAUAUUUCUGUGAUGCACUUGGGAUGUAUCUGAAUGUAUUUUUGAACCUGGUGCAGGAGUUCAACAAUGCGCUGGUUCCAUCGAGUCGGAAGAGAGACUCAGCAGUCAAGGCGAUUGUGAGUUCUGGAUAUAAGGAGCUGUUUGUAGAGUAUCUUGUUACGAAGGACCGGUACUUCCGGAUUGCAGUUGAUUUUGACAAGUGGUUUGACAAGAUGAGUGUGCAGUACAAGAGAAUGUAUGUGGAGGAUCAUUUGAGCGUGUUUGUGAAGCAUUUUGAACACGUCUUGGCGGUAUUUGGCGAAGAUGCAUGCUUGCUGAUGCCAGCUGUUGAUUCGUUGAGGAUUAUUGGGAUACCUGAUAAACAGAUACGCAACAUGAAAGAUAGAUUACAAGAGGCAAGGGGCAUAGACUUGAUGGAUAACAGUGCAAGCACGGAUGAAGCAGCGGAAGAAUGCAUUCAUGCAGAGAUGUGUGAUGGAGAUGAUGAAGAGAAGGAGAACACUGAGUUGGCAGGGAGUGUGUGUGGUAAGAUAGAUGGCAAAGAUACAAAUGAUUGCAGCAAUGGAUAUGAAAGUGCGAAGAGGAAAAAAGAAAGCAAUGUGUAUAAUGAUGAAGUCGAUGUGGAGACGAUUUCGUAUAGUGAUAUGAAUGGGCGAGUGGGAAUGGUCUGCAACGAAGUGAGCAUGAGGAUGGCGUCUGGAAAAGGGAUUGAAAGAGCAUCAAUGGUUACUGCUGCAUUGGUGGGCAAUGACGAUGUCAUGGAUAAGGUGGUUUCUGUUGUGUAUGAUGCAAAUCGAUGUGGAAGACGGUUUCUGAAUGUUGUUGAGUUUAUUGUGCGUGUUCUGGCAUGCAGCAAAAGAGAGCUUAGAAUAUUUCCGUGGAUUAAUAAAAUUGCAAAGAGGCAUGUUGAGGAGAGUGAAGGAUGCAUGGUGGUGUAUUUUGUUGCUAUGAAGGCACGAAUCGAGGAGAUAAAUGCGAUUGUUGAGGAAUACAGAGAUAGAGCAAUUGACUUAAUUUGUAGUGCACUAUGCAAUAGGAUUUCGAUGGCCAGAGAGUGCGUGAAUGGAUAUGUGAAGGUUGGCGAUGCAGUUGAGCAGCCAGUAGUCAAUAAGAAGGAUGAGGUGCGCAUUGAAACGAUGUUUGUGGGCGAGGAGAGUGGGUGGAGGCCUAGGAUGGAAGAUACUGUAAAUGCGCUUGUGCACUCUGAUAAGGAAUUUAAGCAAUAUGUUGGAUUGAGAUGUGCAUUAGCUCUUGGCAUUUGGAUUGAUGUGCACAAGCAUCUUGACUCUGGAAGCGAUAGAAUAGUUGAGACUGUGCUGAAGCAGCUAAGAAAGGAGGAUGUGACAAAGACGGUUAAUACGAAACUGAUGGAUAUUCUGUGCAGAAGAGGAAAGCUUGAUGCAGUAGGAAAGGAGUGUCUAAGGCUGGUGGAUGUGGAUGAUCUUGAUACAGAUGAUGCCGGCAGGAUCAACGACAUGUUUUUUGUUGAUCCGAUUGGGUAUCUUGAUAUUCUUCCGAGAAUGGUAGAAAGAGGAUAUGAACUGUCAAACAUGGUGUUUGUUGAGCUGAUAAAACAGUUGAAGAGAUGCAAUGUGGACAAGGUGACUACUGAUGCUAUGAAUGUGCUACGGAGCGCAAAAUACACAGAGGAGAUGGUUUUUGAGAGCAUCAUAUCGAUUGAGAGUGCAAGGCUUGACUCUAAGAUGUUUCUUAUAGAGAAGAUACUAGCAUCUGGAAUAGAAUUGAAUGUAUCGAUGUUUUUGAGACUAUGUGUGCAUAUUGGAAACGAAGACAACUACCAGGUUUUGGAAGGUUUGCUGAAUGUUCUAAGGGUAGGGGGAAUCAAAAGUAGCGAUAUUAUCAAUAAAUGGAAAGGUAAAAAGUCAUUGGAAAAGCUGAUGACCAGGAUAUACCCGUUGUGGAUGGAGGACGUGAAUUAUUACAAAGGGCUGUUGAAAAAGAUCAAGGAUGACACAAGCGAAAUAAGGUUUAUUGCUGGAUUCUAUAAGAACGAGCUUCGGGCACUGCAUAUGUGA